UAGCGCCGUCUGUCGGACGUUCAGACAACUUUUCUAAGUUUGGAGUGAAAUUGAUACCGCAAUACAGAUAAACAUGUCUACGAUAAACAAAGUGGACAUGUCACUUGAUGACAUCAUUAAACUCAACAAGAAGCAGAGUCGCGGUGGUCGAGGUCGAGGUCGAGGCAGCCUGGGUCGGGGGGCCAACAGAGGACGAGGAGGGGGAGGAGUCAACAAGGUGAAGCAGUUCCGCACUAAUCUACAGAGAGGAGGAACGAGAGGGCGUGGUGGACGUGGCCGGCUGCGGAGACUGUCAGGAAUUAGUCCCCUCAAUAGAUCACAGGAGCAAAGUUUAAAGAAUUCAUUAAGCCCCAAGUCGAGUAGAGGGGGCAAGUUCAAUCAAGGUCAAGGUCAAGGUCGGCAGCAGCAACAACAGUCUUACAAGCAGCAGAGGCUAAAGGCUGUCUUAGCCCUGAAGAAAGCAAAGAACCAACUCGCUCGAAUAGACGCACAGGCAGCCAAUAGACAGAAUCUCAUCAAUCAGCGACGUGGUCUUCAGACAUCAUCAUCACAACAGCAAUACCAAAAUACAAAUAGGGGCAGGGGUCGUGGAAGGGGUCGAGGUCGAGGUGGGCGGGGCCGUCUCAACCGACAGAACUACAAUCCAGGGAGUGGUAACAGAGCACAGAACCAGGUGGAUGUUGCAUCGUAUGGGUUCACCAAUCAGACCGUGAGUCGAGGGGGAGGUCGAGGCCGUGGCCGACUACGCCGUCUUGGCAACACCUACAGCAGCAACUUGUCCCUCAACUCCUCCAUGUCCAGUGGCAGUGUGCAGAGGAAGAAGAGGCAAUGGCGCAGUCGUCCUAUCCAAGCUCCUUCAUCACAGAAUGAUGGAAUAUUGACAAUCUCCGUACCAAAUCCUAGCUACCAGUCUACACCACAACAAGAAUCGUCCAAGAAGUAUAACUACAACAAGAGGCUCUUCGCUCAGUCAGGGACCAAUGCCCCUUUGAGUGAGAGGUUCCAGGAUGGCUCUGGAUCUUCCAGGGAUGGCUCCAGACAGGUGUUCUUGUGAUCCGGCAGUCGGCAUUCCUCAGAUGAAGGAGCUCAGGCCAAAGAUGUCUACCAACAGAGCUGGUGUUUCAAGGUCAAGGCAGUUUGCAAGGUCAAGGCCAUUAUGAAUGACGUGUGAAGCCUACAAGCAUCAGUUUCUAUGGUUACGGGAUCACCUGAUGUUCCCAUGUUUUAGGAGAAUGUGAUACUAACGUUCAUCUGAUAUUUCUGGGAAAGAAAAUAAUUUUAUUCAUUAUGAAACAUUAUGGUGCUAAACUGUGAACAACAUUUCCAACUUUGGCCGUUGUGUAAUCUUUGUAUCACUUCAAGUACCAGGAAUUUUAACGCAGGGAUAUGAGUGAUAUACAGUAGGCAUGCUGCAUAGUGUUUGUCCUGAAGUGUUUGUUGAGAAAAGUGAUGAUUUUAGCAUUUAUGAAACUGGUUAUGUUUCAAGCCAUAUCAGCAACUCAAUCUCACUAAAAUCAAAUCUUUACGCCGACACGAUAGCUCUCAUUGUGAAGAUCUCACAAAGUCAUAUCUCCACAAAACGUCACAUAAGGGAAACUGUGACUGAACUUUGACCAGCCAGUCUAAAUGAAGGAUCUGUGGGUUCUUGAGCCAAUCAGAUGUCAGCUUUCUAAAAUUAUUCGUCUUUAUUUCUUUACCCCUUGAUUCGGAUAUUUCCAUUUUAACCAAAGGAAACCCCAGAGAACACAAAUAUACCUUCAGAUCCAGCGUGGUGCAGAUACCACGGUGCUUAGAAAUGGACUUAUAAAAUUUCAAUAAGAUAACAGUGAAGCCUUUUUUACUUCAUUCUUAACUGCCUGUUCAUGUUCCUUUAUGAGAGAAAUCUGAAAUGCUGCUGUGCAUGCUUUGCUUGCCAGUACCAAGAAUUUAAAAGCCUCAGCACUGCUUGGCUGAUAGGAAGCUCUCCUGUCUCAUCCGGCUAUGGAGACUGAUAGCUUCACAAUGAGAGGUAUUGUAUUGGAGUAAAAGAAAUGAUCUGUGACUUAGUGUUGACAGUUUUAGGAGAAGAAUACUUUUAGAAGAUAUUUAUUUUGCCUUAUUUGUGAAAUGUCACAUCCUUUCAAGGCUUUCCUUGUUUAAAGAUUUGAUACAAUGUAUUCAUGUAUAAAUCAUGUGGUAGAUUAAAGCUUAAUCUCACCAGUGUUUAUUUUUGAAGGAUUUUUUCUUAAUCAUGGUUAAAAGAGAGGAAACAGGUGACCUUUUACUGUCUUUAGUCGACUCUGUGUGUAGUUUCUUAAACAUGUUUAUGCAUUGGUUUUAUUGAAGUUGAUGAAUUGGUAUUCAACAUUUUAUGUACUUCACUGUUAUGUAGGUUGUCAAUAUCAACCAGAUUUUGAAGAUAGCAGGAUUCUGAUUGGUCCUUCACAAGUAUCAAAUGAGAAUAUCAUAGCUAUGACGUCUCUGGUCAUUCACCGUGUUAACAUGUACUACAAAGAAAGUUAAGGACCACCGAUACUUUCAUAUUAUUAUGGUUAAUAUGUCAUGCCAUGACAGAUUAACGUUUAGUAAUAAGAAAGAAUCGGGUGGUUCUUUACUUUUUUGAGUAGUAUUUUCCAAGUUGUUUUGUUGACAUUUUAAUGCUUGAUAUGAUGUGUCUCUGUUAUUCUGCACUUUUAACCCAAGAUUGACAAAAGAAAGUCAGCAGACUGAAGCCAUGUUGACAGUGUUAGUUCUGAUAGUGGCAAGACCCCACCUUAAAAUAAUCAUUAUUCAUCAAUACGAUCUAAGAUGAUGACGUUUUUCAUAAUGUUGGCAAUGUGACUUCCCAGAUAUUUGAAAUUGGUAAACCCAGAAGUUUGACUGGGAACAGUAGUGUUUGGAUCCCAUUGUAUUACUGUGCUGAAUGGAAUAUUAAAAAUUAAUUAUUUGAAGCUUAGCAUAGAUGAAGGAAGCUUUUUAACAAUGGAGAAAUAGUCUCAAUAAUAUGGAUGUAUCCUGAACGUUUCAUUUUC
Haliotis rufescens (red abalone) is the source of this 3011-nucleotide messenger RNA. Its product is annotated as THO complex subunit 4-like. Bases 74 to 1054 code for a protein of 326 amino acids. NCBI's taxonomy places the organism in Eukaryota, Metazoa, Mollusca, Gastropoda, Lepetellida, Haliotidae. The record is from RefSeq and is a predicted model, not a curated record. The transcript has 8 exons.